UGAGUGACAAUUGACGACUACGUCGGCAACAAGAGCGGGGGCCAUGCUAAACGGAAGUACCGUGCAGCCCCCGAUGGCGGAUGCCCGCAUGGCAAUGGAGGCCGAUGGGGCUGCCCUCAACCUCACCGAGACGGAGGUGGUGAUGGAAUUGAUUGGAAAUUUUCUCAACUUUUACUACAUGCCGCUGCUGGUGGUGGUGGGCAGCAUCGGAAACAUUCUGUCGGUGCUGGUGUUCUUCAACACGAAGCUGAAGAAGCUGUCCUCGUCGUACUAUCUGGCCGCGCUCGGCAUCAGCGACACGUGCUAUCUGGUCGGGUUGUUUGUCACCUGGCUGAGCUUCUUUCAGGUGCACAUCUACACACGUGAGCCGUACUGCCAGCUGUUUACGUAUACGAGUGGCGUUAGCAGCUUCCUGUCCGUCUGGUACGUGGUGGCCUUCACGUUCGAGCGUUUCAUCGUCGUGCGAUAUCCGCUGAAGCGCCAGAGCUGGUGUACGGUGCGGCGGGCGAAAACUAUCAUCGCCUGUCUCACGAUGGUCGGCAGUGUGCACAGCGUGCCGUACAUCUUUUACGCCGGCACCCAGUACUCGGAGCGAAGCAAUGUCACCAUCUGCGAUAUGCGGAAGGAGUACACGUCUCAAAUGGAAAUUUUCAACUACAUCGAUACAGUGAUAGUGUUUGUCGUGCCGUUCACCAUAAUCGUCGUCCUUAACUCCGUCACCAGCUUUACCGUGUGGCGUUUCGCCGGAUUGCGCCGUAACAUGACCCUGCCCAAAAGAAAACCAUCGAAUUUAGAAAUCCGACGGCAGCUAAGCUUCCAAUACUUUUCCACCCACCCGAACGGACGGAAUGGCAUCCUGAGGCGUACUAGCAUGAGAGAAAACCGGAUGCUACACUCCCAGAUGAAGGUCACCAAAAUGCUGCUCAUCGUGUCCUCGGUAUUUGUGUGUCUCAAUCUACCGAGCUACGUCAUGCGCGUCCGGGCAUUUGUCGAGACGGGCCAUUCGUAUCUUACCGUGCUGGUGCAGUACUAUUGCUACUUAUUUUUCAUCACCAACUUCGGAAUCAACUUUAUACUGUACUGUAUCAGUGGGCAAAACUUUAGGAAGGCUGUGAUAGAAAUGUUCCGCAGACAUCGAAAGAGUCGAGUAAACCAGGAACCGAUCAGUGGUUGCGGUACUCAAUCAGGUAUUAUGUAGCAAAGGAACUUUUGCGAGCAUAUGGAAAUCUUGCCCUGAGGCGUACCAGCACGCCGAUGCUAUCCACCACAACUACCACCACAACGAAUCGCACCGCCGAAACAAUGCUGUGGAAGGACUACGCGGAUCCACCGAUCAUGAACC
Anopheles maculipalpis is the source of this 1342-nucleotide messenger RNA. RefSeq names its product neuropeptides capa receptor-like. The transcript has 7 exons. Lineage: Eukaryota; Metazoa; Arthropoda; Insecta; Diptera; Culicidae. Gene Ontology annotation, molecular function: G protein-coupled receptor activity. The record is from RefSeq and is a predicted model, not a curated record. Gene Ontology annotation, cellular component: plasma membrane. Gene Ontology annotation, biological process: G protein-coupled receptor signaling pathway. The coding region runs from base 44 to 1198 and encodes 384 amino acids.